Molecule: messenger RNA, 1952 nt
Organism: Tarenaya hassleriana
Lineage: Eukaryota; Viridiplantae; Streptophyta; Magnoliopsida; Brassicales; Cleomaceae
Product: nijmegen breakage syndrome 1 protein
Exons: 13
Coding region: 99-1727 (542 amino acids)
Biological process (GO): double-strand break repair via homologous recombination; mitotic G2 DNA damage checkpoint signaling
Cellular component (GO): Mre11 complex
Molecular function (GO): damaged DNA binding; protein binding
Source: RefSeq, a predicted model, not a curated record
AUCCCGACUUUUUUGCCCUUUUUUCGCCGGAGGUUCUCUGAGGAACCCUUUUGUGAGGUCGUGGGGAAUUUCGGAACUGUGGAAUCAAUCGGAAAUUCAUGGUUUGGGGUCUUUUACCCGUCGAUCCUCUUUCAGGCGAAGAGAAAUAUUACAUAUUUUUUAAAGGAACGUACAAGAUUGGCCGAAGAGGAUGCGACAUAAUUAUCAAUAAGGACAAGGGGGUAUCUCGGGUCCAUGCAGAGAUAACUUUUGACACAAUGGUUGCUCCGACCUCUCAGCAGAACAGAUCUUCUCGUACCUCCUCCAAUAUCCGGAUCAAAGAUUGCUCAAAGUAUGGGACCUUUAUCAAAUCUAACCUCGGAACAAAAGAUAAAGUUCACGAAUUACCUAAUAAGGAAGCAGUUUUGAGAGAUGGUGAUAUUGUUACAUUUGGUACAGGUGCUGCUACCUACAGGUUUUCUUAUAUCCAGCUGGUAUUUUUCUUCUGUCCUUGCUCCAUGCCCUUCAAGGUGGAUUGCUUGGUACGAGAUGACGUAUCAUCUAUUGGUGCCAGUAUGACUCCUACCUUGACCGAGGAGUGUACCCACGUGCUCGUUGAACCGCAUGUGCAAGUGAAUGAAGAUUUGAUCAAUGCUAUUUUAAGCAAAAAAACAAUUAUUUUGACAAGUUGGGUUAAGCUCAUUGCAGAGAAAAACGUCCGCAGUGAAAUUCCUGGAUACAAUCAGUUCAUACCAGCAGUAAUGGUGGAAGAUACACGGGUUAACAUAGUGGACCCAAAAGUUCGUGAAAAAUGUCUGGAAGGUUAUGCCUUUGUGUUGGAGCCGACUUACGAGUACAAAUUUGGAGGCAGCUUCCAGUCACUACUCAAAGUAUGUGGAGCAGAAACUGUAUCCAUAGAAGAAAUUAGUUCCAUGAGUCAGGAUUCUGAGUAUGGAGAAAUCAAUCGUAUGGUAUGUGUCAUCCCGAAAAGUUCUGGAGACAAGUUUGGUCGUUUCAAACAUCUCAGUUUGUUAUCUAAAGUGAACGAGAUGGAUUUAAUCUGUGCUGUCUUAUCUGGAAAUCUGGCUUCGUCUAGUCUGAUACCACCUUCUGUUGUCAUUUCAUCUUCAUGCUCUACAGAUGAGACAGUGGUAGCAGAUUCCGAUGCAGAAGAAAAUACAGAAUCAUCUGUCCGUGUGAUCGAUACCACAGAAAAGUUACAAUCACCAAAACACUCAGUUGAAGAAGAAAUCAAAGAUGAAGCUGAUGCUACUAAGAUGGAGGAUAGUCCUGUUAUGAUACUAGAUCAAUCGAACGAGUUCAAAAGCGUGGAUUUAGCAGAAGCUGAAAACAGAGGUAAUGCUGGAGAUAUUCCGAGUGAAGUAACGAUAAGAAGAGACCGGAAUGAAGGGCCAGAAUGUGGGAACCCGGAUAUUAUUUACAGCCAAGAUCUUAUAGUUAGGGACACACAGUCUAUUAGAACUGUUCUCUCUGCUGGGGAUGGUGGAGUUGUGAAUUUCAAGCGAUUCAGAAAGGGAAACAUUACAUCAGGAAACAGCUUCAGCAACCUCAUCCCAUUCUCGAAGGACCCAUACAAAGAAUAUGAUAGCGGGGAAAUGACUGAUUACAUCAAAGAAGAAAAGAAACGUAAACAGAUGGAAGCUAUUGCAGAAGACUUGUUCAACAACGAGAAGGCCAGAAAACGUGGAACGGCUGGUUCCAUACGCGAGUUCCUGACUCGGGCUUGAGAAGAAAAGGUGGAAAAUUUGUGGCAUCUGCUCUGUAUCUAAGCUUCACCAUUCAUGGCAGCUUAUUUGUGUGGUUCAUCAGAAUGCUUGAGAAGGAAACAGAGGCCUUAUUAGAUGCUAACUGGCUCGUUUACGACAUGCUACCAUUCUGCAUAACAUUGUCUGAACACAAAAUGGAAUUAACGAAUUAACCGCUUUAGUGAAUGCAAGCAUGUUCUACGUGUA